This is a messenger RNA of Triticum urartu, 2104 nucleotides long. RefSeq names its product transcription initiation factor IIF subunit alpha. Lineage: Eukaryota; Viridiplantae; Streptophyta; Magnoliopsida; Poales; Poaceae. Gene Ontology annotation, cellular component: nucleus; transcription factor TFIIF complex. Gene Ontology annotation, biological process: positive regulation of transcription elongation by RNA polymerase II; transcription initiation at RNA polymerase II promoter. Gene Ontology annotation, molecular function: RNA polymerase II general transcription initiation factor activity; DNA binding; TFIIF-class transcription factor complex binding. The record is from RefSeq and is a predicted model, not a curated record.
GGGGGAGCCUGGAACGGGUUCAACCCGGAGAGCCUCUCCCCUGGAAACCCUUCCUCCCCGCGGCCUUGCUCUGCUCCUGCUCGCUCCUCAACUCAAACCUCUUUCAAGCCGACACGCCUCCUCCUCCCCUCCGAAACCCAGCAACCCUACGCAGCGAGCAGCGGCAAUGUGGGGCGCCGCCGACCUGGUGCUGAAGGCGGCGUGCGACGCCUGCGGCAAGGCGUCCGAGCUCUACAGCACCGCCUGCCGCCACGCCACCCUCUGCAACUCCUGCGCCGCCACCAUGGCGCGCUCGCGCGCGCGCUGCAACGUCUGCGCCGCCCCCAUCACCAACGUCAUCCGGGUACCCGCGACGGCCCUAGGUUUUCGAUUCCGCGAUCAACGCCAUUGCCGCCGCCGCCGCGCUUGGCGGUUUUCUGCUCUGUUGUCCCUGACCGUUUUGUUUGUUCCAACGGCCCCGCAGGAGUACAAUGUUCGGGUGGAUACCGCCGCGGGGAAGGCCCUUUCCAUAGCCAAAUUCAACACCGGCGUGCCGCCCUUCUCCAAGAUGAAGGGUGCGGGGAACAAGUGGUCUCUUCGUAAGGAUGGUCCGACGCAUGGCCGUCAGCUUACUGCCGAAAUGCGGGAGAAAUACUACAACAGAAAGCCAUGGAUAUUGGAAGAUGAUACAGGUGAACAUCAGUACCAAAGUAAACUUGAGGCAUCACAAUCUGCAACUGCUACAUACUAUCUGCUGAUUAGGCGCGGCAAGGAGUUCGAUGCUGUUCCUGUUGGUUCCUGGUAUAACUUCAGUAAAAUUGCACAGUACAAACAACUGACUUUGGAAGAAGCUGAAGAGAAGAUGAAUAAAAGGAGAAGCAGUGCAACUGGUUAUGAACGAUGGAUGAUGAAGACAGCUACACAUGGAGCUGCUGCCUUUGGUUCGGAUCUGAAGGAUCUUGGUGAUGCAAAGGGCAAAGCGGCAAAUGGGGUCCAAUCCAAGAAAGAAAGUAGCAAUGAGGAUGGGAAUCACUCUGAUAAAGGCGAGGAGGAUGAAGAAGAGGGAGUUGCAAAGAAAGCUGUGUGCAGACUUUCUACGAGGGGCGUGGAUGAUGAAGAGGAUGGUGGAAAAGAAGACUUUGAUUUGGAGGAUGAGACUGAGAUAGGUGAUGAUUGGGAGCAUGAAGAGACCUUCACUGAUGAUGAUGAGGCUCUGGAUAUUGACCCAGAGGAAAGACCUGACGUAGCUGAUACUGAAAACCCUACUGGACCAGAUAUUAAGCAGGAUGAUGAUGAGAAUGAACAAGGAGCUGGUGGUAGCCUGAGCAAGUCCGGUAAGGAACUAAAAAAGCUGCUCCGCCGUGCUGAUGGACAAAAUGAGUCCGAUGACGAAGACGAUGGAGACACUGAUGAAGAUGAGUCACCAUUGUCAGUACUUGCUCCAAAACUGGAACAUCAAUUCGGAAGCGAACAACAGGAAAAUAACACUGCUAAACUAACAGCAACAGAACUUGCUGUUAGCACUCCACCUGCACCCAGGUCCAAUCAGAAAAGGAAAUCCGGAGGUGAUGGUGCAAAAACUUUGAAUCGUGCAGCGGUAAAAAAGCCAAAGACAGAACCUGAGGCAAAAACAUUAGGUGUCAAGGAAGAGCGACCCUCUUCCGUGGAACCUAUUUCAAAAGCAUCUGCUUCAGCAGGGAGUGGUACAGAUACAUCUGCAAUUACAGAGGAGGAAAUCAUAAGAGUACUUCGUGCAAUUGCUCCUGUCAGAUCACAAGAUUUUGUACCCAGGUUUAAGGCCAGAAUAAGAACUCCAGAGGACAAGAAACAUUUUCAUGACAUUGUCAUGAAAUAUGCAUAUUCGCACAAGACCAACGGCGUCAGCUAUCUUCACCUUCGAAAGGAGUACCAAUGAACAAACAGUUAACGCACUUGUAUAUGCCAUCAUACCCUUUUAGCAUUGCAUGCCAUACUUGCGAAAACUGCUGAAUACGUCCUUGUAACUGGCCGCCCAUUCUUGUCUCUAUUCUUUUGUUUCAGCUUGUAAUGACAAAAGGAUUCGGGAUGGUUGACUUGGUAUUCAAAAUUGAAAUUUUGGCCAUUUAUAUCUUUUACGACGUAUGAU